This is a messenger RNA of Melanaphis sacchari, 653 nucleotides long. Its product is annotated as eukaryotic translation initiation factor eIF1-like. NCBI's taxonomy places the organism in Eukaryota, Metazoa, Arthropoda, Insecta, Hemiptera, Aphididae. Gene Ontology annotation, molecular function: translation initiation factor activity; RNA binding; ribosomal small subunit binding. The transcript is spliced from 3 exons. Gene Ontology annotation, cellular component: eukaryotic 43S preinitiation complex. The record is from RefSeq and is a predicted model, not a curated record. Bases 241 to 573 code for a protein of 110 amino acids. Gene Ontology annotation, biological process: translational initiation.
UCAUUCGCUACAAAAUUUAUUGAAGUAUUAUAAUAUAUAUUUAUAUAUAUUAUAGAUAUUGACAUAAUACCUGCACGUCCCUCACACCGACACACCGGCUCUUUACUCUUGAAUCUCUUACCAGUUCCUGAAGUCCCUAUUCAGUUAGUGAAGUUCAACAGACGUGUCUAAUUAAGUUCUUUAUCGCCAAGCGGAAUUGUGUGGGGCCAGUCGAUACAACAAGACAUACGAACAGUACGCAUGUCAAUCCAAAAUCUCAACGUUUUUGACCCGUUUGCUGAUGCAAACAAGGGUGCUGAUGAUGACGUUCAAGAUGGGCUUGUUCACAUAAGAAUUCAACAGCGUAAUGGUCGUAAAACAUUAACAACGGUUCAAGGUCUAUCAUCUGAAUAUGAUUUAAAGAAGAUUGUACGAGCUUGCAAAAUGGAGUUUGCGUGCAAUGGUACAGUGGUUGAUCAUCCUGAAUACGGUGAAGUGUUACAGUUACAAGGAGACCAACGAGAAAAUAUUUGCCAAUGGUUAACUAAAUGUGGUCUUGCCAAGUCUGAUCAACUAAAGGUUCAUGGUUUCUAAUACUUUGUAUUACUAUAUUACUCAGUCAUGAAAAUUACAAUAAUUUAAAAAUUUAAAACAUGCAUUAAUAAAUUUAGUGU